Messenger RNA from Notodromas monacha, 1305 nucleotides. NCBI's taxonomy places the organism in Eukaryota, Metazoa, Arthropoda, Ostracoda, Podocopida, Cyprididae. The record is from the annotation of a GenBank genome assembly.
UUUUCGUUAUGUUUUAGGUUAACGAAAUGUUUUGUUGACACGGACUGGCGUGUGGAGCUCAAGUCUAAAAAGAAAGAAACGACCGAGGACAAAGACGCAGAAGACACGAGUUCGAGGAGAGAAGCAGAAGAUUUGGCCAUCAUAACCGUCCUGGGAUUCUUCAAUCGGCCCACAUUUCUCUUUUUCGCCUUCCCGGCCCUCUUGGCGUUUGCGAUCAAGGAUCAUCAUUUGGGGCAUUAUUCCCUGUGGAAUGUUACUGGUAGACUGGCCAUGUUUGCCCCUGCUGCCCUGUCUGCCAUGUUUAUGGUCAGCGCCUUGGACACUCUUUUCUAUAGGGGCCAGGAAAGUUUGUCUAAGGGACCAGUGCUGACACCAAUGAACUUCAUCGCCUACAAUCUGAAUCCCAGAAACCUGGCCCUGCACGGGAUCCACAAACCCUGGACGCAUUUCGCUGUGAAUUUGCCGCUUCUUUUCGGUAUUCUACCAUUUGUCGCGAUGUACGUGAUGGCGAGGAAUUGGAUACCGGCCAUUUGGAAGGAGACAGCGUUGAAAGUGGAGAGACGAGUCGACUACGUCAUGAUGGCGUCUUUCCUAUUCCCUGUUUUGAUACUAACCUUGUUUAAGCAUCAAGAGCCGAGGUUUCUGAUACCCGUGUUGUUUCCGCUCGUUUACGUCGCUCAUGACAAGUUUUUCAAGCCUGGGGUGUUGAGCAAAGUUCUUCUGGGGUCUUGGAUUGUUUCCAAUGUUCUGCUCACUUACUUCUAUGGCGUCAUGCAUCAGGCUGGAAUACCACCUAUGCUGAUCUACGUUUCCCGCAACCUGCAAAGAACUGGACAAGGAUUGCACUUGAUCUCAACCUACAGUUACUCCAUGCCGCAGUUUCUCUUGGCGAACCCUCGCGGCAGUGGGUUCCCUAUCCACACCUACGACUUGGGCUCUACAGACUUGGACCAGGUGAUAGAAUUCGCUUGUGGAUUCCACGACGCAUUGCCUGCAUUAGUCGCAAUGCCAGGGAGUAUGACUGAGCGACAUCUUGUGUCUGGGAACGGAACCUGUGCCGAUUCGGGUUUAUGGAAAGUCGCGUCGAGUGUAUCCAGGAAAUAUGGGGUUGUGGGUCAUCCAGGUGUUCAAUUUUGCCAACAAGCUAGUUUUAGCCCACAUUUGACAACUGAGUUUUUGCCAGUUAUUUCGAAUGUCACUUUCGGUGAGGUUUUCAGAGCAGUUGAGCAAUUGCGACUGGAUUUGUUCUUGAUCAAGUGUUCAUGAUGAUUGGAUGGAAAUGGAAAGAGGGCAUAUUUGCAUGAA